CUCUCUCUCUCUCUACAUUUUCCUAUUCUCGCACAACGGUCAAUAAACCAGGCACAAAACCCCCCAAUUUAUACAAAUUUUUUUUGAAAUAUCGAUACGAGGAUGAGUAGUAGAGGUGGGAGAUUCUACUGGUUGCGGAAUCGCGAAGAAGGAUUCAAACCGAAGGGAAUAAUCGUUGUUUUCUCGUGGAUUUCGAUCAGCGAUUUUCAGUUGAAUGAUUUCGCUCGUCUCUACUCUUCUCAUGGUUGGAACUCUCUCGUUUGCCGCUCCGAUUAUCUCAAUCCAUUCGUUCCGGAGAGAGCUACAUCACUGGCUUUCUCUGUCGUUGUUGAGCUUGUUAAGGAGCUUAGAAAUGGACCAUGUCCUGUGGUUCUUGCAUCUUUUUCUGGUGGUUCUAAAGCGUGCAUGUAUAAGGUUCUCCAGAUCGUAGAAGGAUGUUCCGAUGUGGAUCUCAGCCUGGAGGACAGUAGAUUGGUUGUGAGCUGCAUCUCAGGCCAGAUAUAUGAUUCCGAUCCUAUAGAAUUCACUAGCGACUUGGGUGCCCGAUUUUCUUUACACCGAUCCAUUCUGAAAAUGCCUGGAUCAUCAAAGCUAGUAUCAUUGUUUGCAAAAGGUGUUACUUCAAGCUUGGACGCUCUAUUUAUCACCAGUUUUGGAUCCCAACGUGCAGAUUACUGGGAAACACUUUAUUCCUCAGUUGGUUUGGAGGCCCCCUUUCUGAUUGUAUUCUCAGAAAAUGAUGAUGUAGCUCCAUUUUCGACUCUGUGCAACUUCGCUCAGCAGUUACAGGUUUUGGGUGGUAAUGUAAAAGUUGUGAAGUUGAGCACCUCUGCUAAUGUAGGUCAUUACAAGCAUCAAAAUGUACAGUACACAGCUGCUAUAAACGAGUUGCUUGAGAAGGCAAUUUCUAAUUUCUCCGAAAAAAUUCAGAAACUCGGCGAAAAGUCGAACCAAAGCUUCAGAAGAGUUUCAUUUGGGCAAGAUGAUGACCACUUCUUCCUGCCAAGUUCAUCAGAUUAUCGAAAUAGCAGAGAUUUCGAGCCUAUACAACAACAACAUGACCCCAAAGAGAGGCUACCUCAUCGUUCUAGCCCUUGUCUCAGUGCAAACAGUGUUCUUGGCCAAGCACUAUUUGAUGUGUGUAUUCCGAAGAAUAUUGAAGGUUGGGAUAUUAAAUUCUCCGGCUCCUUAAACGGAGAGCCGUUCGGUUCUAUUCGUAGGAGGUCCACUUUUAGUGGGAUGAAGCAAAGAUCAAGAUUAUGAGAGCUCUUGAGGCGGUAUGUUUUUUAGCCAAAUGUUGAGCGCAUGAAUUGUACAGAAAUGUAACCCUGUAUAUUAAGUGCCUCUUAAACCUGUCAUGUGGAAGGUAAUAUGCCAGCUUUGUCUUCCACUGAUUUCACUUUGUACCGGCAAAUGUGGGUGAGAUUUGACCAAUACUGUAAAUCGUAACAGUUCGAAAGUUAAUUUUGUACUUGCAGAUCCGUUUAUAUGUAUACAUAUUCGUUCCUGUUUUAUAGUUAAGGAAUGAGCAAUUGUGAAAGUUAAUGUUGUAAUUUGUGUAGGAUGAAUAAGUUUUCUUACUAACAAAACCCCGCAGAACCGAGCCAUUGUGAACCAUUCCGAAUUAUGAACUGUUGAUAUAGUGUUUUUUACUUUU
Molecule: messenger RNA, 1657 nt
Organism: Erythranthe guttata (spotted monkey flower)
Lineage: Eukaryota; Viridiplantae; Streptophyta; Magnoliopsida; Lamiales; Phrymaceae
Source: RefSeq, a predicted model, not a curated record